UCCCAAAGAGUCAUUUGGGAGCUGGAUUCUAGAUAUCUACAUCUAUAUAAAGACACCGUUUCGCAUGUUGAUCUGAAACCCGACAACCACCGAGGAAUAUGAACAGGAAAACCAGGCGCUGGAUAUUCCACAUCUUGUUGAGUCUAGGGAUUGUCUAUAUCAAAAUUGGGGGUCUUUCCUCCGUGGUGGCUCUGGGAGCCAGCAUCAUCUGCAACAAGAUCCCGGGCUUAGCGCCUCGUCAGAGGGCCAUCUGCCAGAGCAGGCCCGAUGCCAUCAUCGUGAUCGGAGAAGGCUCUCAAAUGGGCAUCAACGAGUGCCAGUUCCAGUUCCGCAACGGGCGCUGGAACUGCUCCGCCCUGGGAGAGAGGACCGUCUUUGGAAAAGAGCUGAAAGUGGGGAGCAGAGAAGCAGCAUUCACCUAUGCCAUCAUUGCUGCUGGAGUAGCACAUGCGAUCACUGCUGCCUGCACCCAGGGGAACUUGAGCGACUGUGGCUGUGACAAGGAAAAACAGGGACAGUAUCACAAAGACGAAGGAUGGAAAUGGGGAGGCUGCUCCGCAGACAUCCGAUAUGGAAUAGGAUUCGCCAAAGUGUUUGUGGAUGCAAGGGAGAUUAAACAGAAUGCCAGGACCCUCAUGAACUUGCACAACAACGAGGCGGGGCGAAAGAUCCUUGAAGAGAACAUGAAGUUGGAAUGCAAGUGCCAUGGCGUGUCAGGAUCUUGUACCACGAAAACAUGCUGGACAACUCUUCCUAAAUUCAGGGAGCUGGGCUACAUCCUUAAGGACAAAUAUAAUGAAGCUGUUCAAGUGGAACCAGUGAGGGCAAGUCGUAAUAAGCGUCCCACAUUUCUGAAGAUAAAGAAACCACUCUCCUACCGUAAACCUAUGGAUACAGAUUUAGUGUACAUAGAGAAAUCACCUAACUACUGUGAAGAAGAUCCUGUCACUGGCAGUGUGGGAACACAAGGCCGGAUGUGCAACAAAACAGCCCAACAGACCAAUGGCUGUGACCUGAUGUGUUGUGGCCGAGGGUAUAAUACCCACCAAUAUUCACGAGUGUGGCAGUGCAACUGUAAAUUUCAUUGGUGCUGUUAUGUUAAAUGUAAUACAUGCAGUGAACGAACAGAAGUGUACACCUGUAAAUGAAAGUGUGGCUUGGGAGGGGGAGCUGAUAACCCUGGAAUAAACACAUUUUUGUUUUGCACAUAAGCUCAGUGUACCUACACAAGACUGUAGUAAAGACCCACUCUUCUUCCCAAAAGAAAAGCCAGCAAAUGGAUCUCAUCUUACUCUCUUAACUUAUCAACAUUUUUGUGGAUAUCCAUCAAAGACUUAGAGGAAUAGUCCAACAGUUGCAGUAGACUUCUAAAAGAAAAGAAAAAAAAGAGAGAAACACCAUCUCAUUCAAAACAAAUGGCGGGUGGGAAAUGUUCUUAAAUAAUCUGGGCUUUCAAAGUAUAAUUUAUUGACUGCCUUAGGUGAAGAGAGGAGGAGAGUACAUAUCAAAAUACUGGCCAAUGUGGGACUUCGGGACUGAAUGAAAGAGACUGAAAUACACAGGCCAUCAUGCAUAACAAGAGAGCUGGAGAAAACAAACAAUACUUUAACAUGAUCUUUGCACAGGAAAGGGUGACAAUGCACCAGUGUGAAUUUCAAUUUAAAGAGUGAGGAUUAUGCAGAUUUAGGGAUUCCUUCACUUGUGAAAAGCUUCUGAGGGUCCUUUCUGGCCUUUCCAUCCCACCCACCCAGUCAGUCUGUCUGCUACUGCGAGUAGAAUUGUUGUGUUUUCCAUAUAAACACUGGUUUAUCUGCUUUUUAUUAUUGUUUUUGUCGUGCUGCAGAUCUUAGCACAGGGAUUUGGAAUGUCUGGGCAUAAUAAUAAUAAUAGCAAUAUUUAACAAUUUAUCCAGAUAAAAGUAAUAUUAAUUUAUUUAAUGAAAAAAUAAUUCUACCAACAUUUUUGGAACCACUCUGCAAGUAAACUAGAUAGCCUGCUUUUUUGUGGAAUAAUUUUGUAGAUAUGAAAACUGUGGGAGGAUGGGGAAACCCUUGAGUUGUAUAUAUUGUUGUUUACUUAGAUAUUUCUACUAGUUGUAAUUGCAGGACAUUUUCCUACAGUAAUAGAUAUUAAGUACAAAAGCAGGCAUCUUUAUAUAUAUAUAUAUAUAUAUUGUUUUUGCUCUUUGCUGCUAGUUGUCUGGAAUCUCGAACAGAUACUCAUCUUUGCAUAGUUAUCAGUACAUAAUCUUUCCACAUUUUUUUAAAAAGGAGCAUUAGAAAAAUCCAGCUGGGAAUAAUGCAUCACAACAUAUAAAUGCAAAACUCCAGACAAGUUUCCAUCUUUGGAAAAAUGAACCAUAGGAUAAAAGAAUAUAUUUUCUAAGAGACUAUUUUUAUAUGAAUAUUUUAUUUAUACUAUAUCUGCUUGUAUAAUUCUGUAACCUGUACUUUUUCUCAAAACAGGCACAUGAUUUGUAAUUCUUAGGCUAUUUAACAGAUAAAGGCUGAUUGCUUUGUUGAAAUGAAAGUAGCAAGCUGGAUCCAUUCAGUUGCUACAAGUGGAUGUACAAAAUACAGAGUGAAUUUUCUCUCCGGAUGUAUGUACAAAGUGGCUCUUUUCGUGCUGUUCAAUUUGCAGAAUAUGCAGAACAAGAACAGGGUAUGUAGCAUCAGUUUUGUCACAUGGCUUGAAUUCAUGGUUGGAAUUAACUGGAUGCUCCUUUAUCCCAUUCAGGAAAAAAAAUCUGAAUUAGCUUCCCAGAUGCGUCAGUCAUUAAACUGUGGCAUUAUGACUAGCAAAUGUGCUGUGUGUGCUGUCAGUUAAACCUCUAUAUUGUGCUACUGUCAAAUUUGAUUUUAUCACUGCAAGACUGUAGACUAUGACUGUAAAAACUAGCAUGACAUGCACAGCCUGAUUCUCAUAGAUAAGGCACAAUGCUUACGGGUUUUGUCCAACUGGUUUUUGCCAUUUGCCUUCCUCUUCCCCUUGCCAAAAAAACCUUAGCUAAAAAGAUCAACUCAUCUUUAGAUAAGCUUUCAAUAAUCCAUUUUUCCCUUCCUUCUUUUGUACCAUUCAGUUUCUACACUUUGGCAUUUCCUUUCUUAUCCCUAAGAUUUUAUCCUACAAUUACGUUCAAUUGAAGAGUUUGCUUUUGUGAAAUCACUGUGAUCGUUCUGCCAGCAUUGUUAGGAUUUGAUCCCCACAUUUACCAUUACCAUUUCUGCCUAAACUGUGUCACAUUCUGGAACCAGGCUUCCAUAUUAUAGAAGUAACAACCCAGGAAACCUGGAUCCCAUGGACAGCAUUUGAUUUCAUUACCAGCUUUUUGCAGAAGACACUUACCUAUGUUGUUCUGCGGGGGCAAGCUCUUUUAAUUGGGUGGAGACUUGGAUGUCUGUACAUUCCAUACGUGAAAAAGCAAGAACAUUUUUUUUGGUCUUAUGCAUGAGAGCUAUCACAGGGAUCAAGGGAUCUAAAUCCAAUGACUAGUCUUAGUACACCUAAUAAAUCAGUGAGGUUUAUCUAGAAUAGAUGUUGACUUCAGCAGUUUACUCCGUGUGCCUACUCAAGUGGAUUUAGAAUUUUGAGUCCUAAGUCUAAGACAUAUGUGCACAUGGAGAGGCUGUCCUGGUGAUUUCCUUUUCUGGCUACAGUCUCUCACACCAUAUCAAAUCCUGCUUUGUUUGGUCCUUACCUUUCAAGAACAUUGCUUUUGCUAUGUAGGGGUGGUGGAGGAAAGACAAUUGGUGUUCCAUAUGGUGCACUUUAGAUCUUGGAUUCUCUUUUUGGGAUUUCUAGGAAAGACAGGCCUUGGCUGUUAGUGACAUAGAUGCAAACUGUUAUGAUGCAUCUCAAGGCUAUAAGAAAGGGUAGAUUGUGAUGUAUCUAUCCA
Messenger RNA from Sceloporus undulatus (fence lizard), 3895 nucleotides. It is a transcript of the gene WNT7A, whose product is annotated as Wnt family member 7A. Gene Ontology annotation, cellular component: extracellular region. Gene Ontology annotation, molecular function: cytokine activity; frizzled binding. The record is from RefSeq and is a predicted model, not a curated record. Bases 99 to 1148 code for a protein of 349 amino acids. Gene Ontology annotation, biological process: canonical Wnt signaling pathway; multicellular organism development; neuron differentiation. The transcript has 4 exons. NCBI's taxonomy places the organism in Eukaryota, Metazoa, Chordata, Lepidosauria, Squamata, Phrynosomatidae.